AUGGCCACUCUACCUUUCAUGUCUUUUGUUGUCAUGUUACUAUUGUUUUCCACCCAAAUUUCAUCUGAUACAGAUAUCAUAACUCAGUUUCAUUCUCUUCAUGAUGGAACCACCAACACAUUGGUUAAUGGAACAUUUGAGUUGGGUUUCUUUAGUCCAGGUAGUUCCACAAAUCGCUAUGUAGGAAUAUGGUUCAAGAAUAUCCCAAUAAAAACGGUUGUUUGGGUAGCCAAUCGUGACCAUCCAAUUAGUGACAAAUCCGGCAUAUUGAGCAUAAACAAAGAAGGAAACCUUGUCCUUUUCAGCAAAAAUGGCACAACUCAUUGGUCAACAAAUAUAACAACCAAAUCCUCAACCUCAAGCUUCAUAGCACGGCUCUUAGGUACCGGCAACUUGGUCCUAAAUGAUGAGAAAGAAAAUAACGGUUAUGAUGUGUACUUGUGGCAGAGCUUUGACUAUCCUACUGAUACAUUUCUUCCAGGAAUGAAGGUUGGGUGGAACCUAACAAGCGGUCUUAAUAGGCGCCUAACAGCUUGGAACAAUUGGGACGACCCUUCUUCAGGUCAAAUUACUUAUGGCUUGAUAAGAAGUGACAUUCCUGAAACAAAGAUACAAAACGGUUCGUUAGUUUUAUAUAGAAGUGGACCUUAUAAUGGCCUUCGUUUCGGUGCUACACAAAAAUUGAAACAUGUUCCAUUAUUCAUUCUCAAUUUUUUCUACAAAAAAGAUGAGUAUUAUUUCACUUACCAACCCAGGAAUCAGUCAAUACUUUCAAGAUUUGUCAUCAACCAAACUGUUUCUGCUCUUCAGGUCUUAAAGUGGACAGAAGGGAAACAAAGAUGGAUGCUUCAUUCAAAUAUUCCGAGAGACGAAUGUGAUAACUACAACCGUUGUAGUUCGUUUGGGAUCUGUGGCAUGAUGGGUAAGUCCUCCACAUGUGAGUGCUUAAGUGGAUUCACUCCAAAAUCGCCUCAAAAUUGGAAAGUGAAGGACCGGAGUGAAGGAUGCGUGCGGAGUGAAAAUUGGAGCUGUAGAGAGAAAAAUAAAGAUGGGUUCAUCAAAUUUCAAAAUAUGAAGGUCCCAAACACUAAGAUAUCUUGGAUAAAUAGAAGUAUGACACUUGAGAAAUGUAAGACCAAAUGUUGGGAGAAUUGUUCCUGUACAGCUUAUGCUAACUCAAACAUCAUUGAGGAUGGAAGUGGUUGCAUCCUCUGGUUUAGUGAUCUCUUGGACUUGAGACAAUUACCCGAUUCGGGGCAAGAUCUUUAUGUUAGAUCCCAUACCUCGGAAAUAGCAAACAGAGAUGGUUCAAGGAAAAUGGUAGCCGUGGUCACAAGUACCACUUCAUUAAUUAUUGUGAUGCUUUUGCUAUUUACCAUACUUUUUUGUUGGAGGAGAAAAGUUAAAUCUAAAUCUAGAGAGGAAAUAGGAAUCAUGAAGACAACAAUAAAGAAAAGCGAAGGUGAACAAGAAGACAUGGAGCUACCUUCCUUUGACUUUGGUAGAAUAGCAUUUGCCACUAACGACUUCUCAAAAAAUAACAAGCUUGGCGAAGGUGGUUUUGGUCCAGUGUAUAGGGGAACAUUACCAGAUGGACAAGAUAUCGCAGUUAAAAGGCUUUCACAUAGCUCCAAACAAGGAACAAAAGAAUUUAAGAAUGAGGUUAUAUUUUGUUCCAAACUCCAACAUCGAAACCUAGUUAAGGUCCUUGGCUUUUGCAUUGAAGAAGAAGAGAAACUACUCAUCUAUGAAUAUAUGCCCAACAAAAGCUUAGACUUCUUUCUUUUUGAUUCUUCUCGAAGUAAAUUUUUAGACUGGUCUAAGCGGUUUGACAUUAUCGGUGGUAUUGCUAGAGGAAUUCUUUACCUUCACCAGGACUCUAGACUAAGGGUCAUACAUAGAGAUUUAAAAGCAGGUAAUAUUUUAUUAGACAAUGAUAUGAGUCCCAAAAUUGCUGAUUUUGGCCUGGCUCGAAUGUGCGGAGGUGACCAGAUUCAAGGAAACACAGAUAUAGUUGUUGGUACAUAUGGUUAUAUGGCACCCGAGUAUGCAAUUGAUGGGAUAUUCUCCAUCAAAUCAGAUGUAUAUAGCUUUGGAAUUUUAUUAUUAGAGAUUAUAAGCGGAAAGAAAAAUAAAGGACUUUCCUAUUCAAAUCACAACUACAAUCUUGUUUCACAUGCAUGGAGAUUGUGGAAAGAGUGCAUCCCAAUGGAAUUCAUGGAUACUUGUUUGGAGGAGGGUUCAUAUAUCUCAUCUGAAGUCUUGAGAUGCAUUCAUAUUGGUCUUUUAUGUGUGCAACACCAUCCUAAUGAUAGACCAACUAUGACAUCUGUGCUUGUAAUGCUAACUAGCGAAAAUACUUUACCACACCCGAAAGAGCCUAUCUUCCUAAUUGAAAAGGUUUCAGAUGGGAAAGAAUCUACUUCUGGACAUGAAAUGUACAAUUUAACAAAUGAAGAAUCUAGGUCAAUAUUGGAACCUAGAUAGGGAAGAUGUUUUAGUUUUUGCGAUGGGUGUUGGUCAUUAAGAGUUGGGAUGUGUUCUUUUGCUAAAUAUAUGAAUAUUUUAUGUUA
Trifolium pratense (red clover) is the source of this 2573-nucleotide messenger RNA. RefSeq names its product G-type lectin S-receptor-like serine/threonine-protein kinase At4g27290. The coding region runs from base 1 to 2487 and encodes 828 amino acids. NCBI's taxonomy places the organism in Eukaryota, Viridiplantae, Streptophyta, Magnoliopsida, Fabales, Fabaceae. Gene Ontology annotation, molecular function: protein serine/threonine kinase activity; ATP binding. Gene Ontology annotation, biological process: protein phosphorylation; recognition of pollen. The record is from RefSeq and is a predicted model, not a curated record. The transcript is spliced from 7 exons.